Cicer arietinum (chickpea) is the source of this 1069-nucleotide messenger RNA. RefSeq names its product transcription termination factor MTERF15, mitochondrial-like. Lineage: Eukaryota; Viridiplantae; Streptophyta; Magnoliopsida; Fabales; Fabaceae. Gene Ontology annotation, biological process: regulation of DNA-templated transcription. Gene Ontology annotation, molecular function: double-stranded DNA binding. The record is from RefSeq and is a predicted model, not a curated record.
AAUUAGUUUGAUUAGAAACGAGCUCUUACACUAGUUACGGUAAUAUUUACGCAACUAUAGAGUUGAAUAAUCUUGUUUCUCAUAAACCCUACAUUUGAUUCUAACCCAUCAAUUGCAACAGUAACAACCAUGUUGAAAUCAUUUAUCUGCAACAAUGCUUUCGCCAUAUCAACAACACUCUCCCACUUCUCCUUCCCAUACCCAUUUUCUCACAAAUUCCUAACCACCACUACCACUUCACACUCAUUCACCGUUUCCUACUUGAUCAACAACUUCAACUUCUCAUCAGAACUCGCUCUCAAAGCUUCCAAACAAGUUCACUUCAACACUCCCAAUAAAGCCGAUUCAGUUAUCAACUUCUUCACAACCCACGGUUUUACUGACACAGACAUUCAAAAGAUCGUCAAAAGAGAACCUUGGCUUCUUUCCUGCGAUACCCACAAAAGGGUUUUGCCAAAGUUUCAAUUUUUACUCUCCAAAGGUGCUUCUCCCUCUGACAUUGUUGGCAUCGCUGUAGGUAACCCUAGAUUCAUGAAAACAAGUUUGAAGAAUCGUGUUAUUCCACUUUAUAAUUUAGUAAAUCAAUUCAUCUGUUCUGAUCAAAAGACACUUGCUUCUAUUAUUUCAUGCCCUUCUUUGCUUUGUAGUGAUUUUGUUGAUUCUAAUAUCAAAUUGUUGGUUGAAAAUGGUGUUUGCAAUUCUAGUAUUUUUAGAAUACUUCGUUCUAGACCUAGUAUUAUCUUUUGUAGUCCUAGAGAGUUAGCCGAGUCGGUUGAGGAAUUGAAAAAAUUGGGAUUAAAUCCUUCUAUGUCAUUCUUUGGUGAUGCAUUGCUUGCCAAGAGAGGUAUAAGUGAAUCCAAGUGGAAUGAGAAGAUUGAUACUUUUAAGAAGUGGGGUUGGUCUGAGGAAACUAUUUUGGAAGCUAUUAGGAGACAGCCGAAGUGUAUGCUUUCAUCAAACGAUAAAAUCAAUAGGGUGAUGGAGUUUUGGGUUAAUGAGUUAGGUUGGGAUUCUUCUUACCUUGUUAAGGGACCAGGGAUUUUUGGGUAUGGUUUGGAGAAAAGGGUCA